Pogoniulus pusillus (Red-fronted tinkerbird) is the source of this 4909-nucleotide messenger RNA. RefSeq lists its product as uncharacterized. NCBI's taxonomy places the organism in Eukaryota, Metazoa, Chordata, Aves, Piciformes, Lybiidae. The record is from RefSeq and is a predicted model, not a curated record. Bases 1 to 4656 code for a protein of 1551 amino acids. The transcript has 10 exons. Gene Ontology annotation, molecular function: calcium ion binding.
AUGCUGCCUGUGCUGCUCCGGGGGCAGGGGCUUGCUGCAGGCACAGGCAAAGCCCCAAGCUGCUCCCUGCCUCUGAGCAGCACAGGUGGUGGCAGUGGCAGCUGGACCUGCAGGAAGGGUCUCUUUUCUUUACAGGCAUGUGGGUCCUCUCGAGAAGAUCAGAAGGUUAAAGCAGGGUCAGAGUCUCCUUGGAUAUUGGCAUAUGUACCCCUAAGAAGCUGCCACAGAGUCCUGACGGAUGAGCAUGGGGAGUUCUCUCCUCCAGCAUACCGCAGCGACUUCCCCCUAAACCUCUGGUGCAACUGGACCAUCUGGGCAGGCUCCAGGAAGCACAUCCUCAUCUACAUCCAGGGCUUCACCACCCAGGAGGGCUGCCACAGGAACGAUGACAAAAUCCUCUUCCAAGGCGUUUCCUCCCUGGUGGAAAGCAGCGUGGUCUAUGCCUGCUGGCACAAGGAGACCCACGUCUUUGCCACCUUGGCCCGGGCUGUCCACGUCGUGCUGCUGAAGAGGUCCCUCCCCAGCGGCAGAGAGGCACCGUUUAAAGGCAGGUACCACAUCUUCCAGGACCAGGAAGGGGAAGCUUCCUCCAAAGGGGAAGUGGCUUCUGGAACUCCUGCUCCAGAACUACCAGAGCAAGGUGGGAUUUUUGAGCCUGAAAACCUCACAGACGUGCUGGGCUCUGCCACCCCUCCUAGCCCUGCGGCACUUGGCCAGACCGUGGCACUGGGCUCUGCCGCCCCUCCUAGCCCUGCGGCACUUGGCCAGACCGUGGCACUGGGCUCUGCCGCCCCUCCUAGCCCUGCGGCACUUGGCCAGACCGUGGCACUGGGCUCUGCCGCCCCUCCUAGCCCUGCAGCACUUGGCCAGACCGUGGCACUGGGCUCUGCCGCCCCUCCUAGCCCUGCAGCACUUGGCCAGACCGUGGCACUGGGCUCUGCCGCCCCUCCUAGCCCCGCGGCACUUGGCCAGGGCACGAUGCUGAGCAGCGAGUGGAUGCGGCAGCGAGAGAUCCUGCCGGGUGCUGCGGCUGUAGGGAGCCCAGCUGAGAUUGCCCCAGUUGAACCUGUGAAGACCUCAGUCCUGGAAACCAAAGGUCCUUGCGUGCUGGGGUCUGAGCUGCCAGGGGUUCAGAGGAGCUGCCAGGCAGCGGGAGGCAGAGGAGCAGCUGCGCACAUCUCCCCCGGCACAGCGCAGGCCGGCUGUGGGCAGAGGCUGGCGGUGAGCGGGGGCACCGCCCCGGGCUCUGGUUGCAUGCACAGGCUUUCGAGUGAGCUCUUGGCAGCAACUUUGCCCGGUGCCCGGCGGGCAACAGAGCAGCUGUGGCAGCCAGCAGCGGGUCCGUCGGGCUGGCAGUCCGCCCUGCACCCGCCCCCGGGGCUGCAGGCUCCGGCUGAGCCGCGGGUCGCCGUGCAGCCCACCCGCACCAGCCGCCCGCCCGCGGCUGUGCCCUCACAGGCGCUGCUCCCGGGAGGGGGAGGCGGCAGCCAAGGGAGCACAGAUGCCACCAGGCAGCGGGGACCCGGCGCAGUCAGCUUAGAGAAGGAUGAAAGCCACCCCCAGCUGAGCACAGAUGGCAUGGCAAGCGGUGGCUCUGACGGCCUUGCGGAGGGCCUGGUGCCCAGUCUGAGCAGCCCCUGCGGAGUGGCACACGGGGACCACUGGCAUCUGCUUCCGUCAGGUUGCCAAAGCGCUGUCGAGGCUUUGUCCAUGACUCAGCCUGGGCUGGGAACAAGUGGCCUCCAGCGCACGCAGCUGCUGAGCGCCUCCUUUGCAGAGGCUUUGAGGGUUGCUGCUGAGGAGAAAGCAGUGCUGCAUCCCACAAGACCGUGGCACAUCCUUCAAGGGCAUCCUCAUUGGCACAGCCAGAGCAGUCACAGCCUGCAGGCAGCCUCCACAGACCCCGGGAGCGGCCUCCAAAAUGCCCACAGUUGCCCAGCUGCUGAGAGAGCUCCGGGUGUGAAGAGCUGCCCCCACCAAAGUGCCAGAGCUGCGGGGCCAGGGCUGCAGAGCCCUCCCGCAGCCGUGCCCACCCUAGGGACAGGAGCGGUGCCUGCAGGGCUGCUGUCCUGCACAGAGCCUGUCCCUGCAGGCUUUGGCCCUACUGAUUUCAGCCUUCCUUCGUCAGCAGAGCCUGUGUCCAGCAGCAUCUCUUCUCCAACAGCAGUUUUGGAUUUGGACACUGUCGGCCUCAGGCUGAGGGCAGGCAUCUCCCUGGCUAGCCCAGGUGGCCAGGAGAUGAUCUCCCCUUCCCCACCUUGCCAUCUGCCAGCAGCCUCUGAAGCAGGCACAAACCAGCACCCUGGAUGCCUUGGUCCUGGGAUGCAAGAGCUGCUGGAGCAGGCAGGUGGCCAGCAAGGGGCAGCCUCCACUCUGGUGGACUCACAGGUUGGUGGUCCCUCCCCAGGCCCAAAGCCUGUUGUGAAUUUCCCUCAGCCUGAGGACCACAAGAGCAGUGGCUCUGGUGUGGCGCCAGCUUCCCUGCCUGGCACCUGGGGAGCGAGGCUUGUGGUGCCUGUGCAGCAUAGGGUCACAGCUGCUCAUGGCAGACAGACUUCUGCCUCUGUCCUUGGGGGGCUCAACAUGCAGGAAACCACAGAAGCUCCCCAGGUGGGCGCAGGAGAGCAGAGAAAUGCCUCUGCCAGUGCUGCUCCUGCACAGUCUGGUCCUCCUGUGGCCCAGCAGGGACAAAGAGUGUGGAGAAGUGAAGAGCCUCAGGAGCCCUCUGCUGAUCCUCAGAUGAACACCCAGGUGCCAGGAGGACAGCAACAAGAACGUGCUGAGCUGGGACCUCCCUGGGCAGUGCAGUACUCCCCCAUCAGGAGCUGCCACCUUGUCCUUCGGGAUGCCUCCGGGAUGUUUUCCCUGCCACCUCACGCUGACGCCAACACCAACAUCUGGUGCAACUGGACCAUCCUGGCGGGCCCCCAGCAGCAUGUUGUCAUCUACAUCCAGGGCUUCCAGGGCAGCGAGGACUGUGCCAAGAACCAGGACAAGAUAAUCUUCCAGGGGGUGUUGUCGAGGGUGGAAGCCCAAGUGGUGUACGCCUGCCACAGCCGCGGUACCCUGGUCUUUGCCACGCAAGCUGCCGCGCUCCGCGUCCUGCUCCUGGCGGGGAGGGCCUCCCUGCGCAGCCGCUAUGGGCACUUCAGAGGUCACUAUUAUGUCUUCAGAGACUCUGCCCUCUCAAGUGAUGCCAUGGCUCCCCAAGAGCCUGUCCAGGAGGUUUCCAAGGAAGAGAGAUGGAGGAUGGCAGGAGCAGAAGGUUUACUGCCUGUGUCGAGAGCGUGGCCAGGCUCAUGGCGUGCGGCUGCUGGCAGGCAGAUCCAGCCUGAGCCUGUCAGCCCCACCGAGGAGCCUCAGCACCCUUCUGAUCUCAUGGAAUCUGCUCAGCCUGCUAACCUGAGUGAGUGUGGUCAGCUGCAGGAUGAGACCGAGCUGGACAGGAGCCUCGAGGGUGGUGGCACUGAGGGCAGAGAGGCUGAAGGGGAUGUGGUGGCGGUGCCAGCUCGGCAAGAUGCUGGGCCUAAAGCUGAGCUGCCUGCUCUGGCAUCUGCUCUGCUGACUUCAUGCCACCCGGCCAGCGUCCCCUCCUCAGAGGUGCCUGGCACAUCAUCUAGCCUGGGUCAGGCCAGUGCCAGCCUGUGGGAUGAAGUGGCUGCUGCUGCACGCGGCACACAGACACCGGUGCUGGAAGAGGCUCUGCUGAGCAGGAGCACAGAAGCCACUCCUCUCUCCCCUUCUCCUGGUGUGACAGCUGGGGAUGGGACGUCUCCGGGAGAAGGACCUGAGGAGCUCUUUGAUCUGCUUUCUGCCCUGGCCUUGCUGGAGAACGGCACAGAGCUGCAAGCCCAGCACCACCCUGGAGAUGUGUUGUUUGAAGUUGCUGCUGAAAUCACACCCAAGCACUGGAUUCCUCAGGGCAGAAGCAGGCUCCAGAAAGGUCUCCUCAACUCUGUGAAGAGCCAUAUCCAGGAGAACCUGAAGCUUUCUGCCAGUAGGGUCAGUGAGAUCAAGCUAAAGGAGGUCAAAAGGACCAGCAGUGCCAACCUGCUGCUGAGCUUCUGGGUGCAGCUGAAGCCAGAGGAGAGGAACCUGCCCGUGCUGCUGCAGUCCCAGCUGGAGCAGCUGCUGAGCCUCUGGGCAGGAGCAGAGCAGCUGCAGCUGCUGUCGCUGCUGGUUGAAGACGUGGACGAAUGCAGCGCCGGGGCCAGCCUCUGCGGGGAGGAGGCAGAGUGCUUCAACGGCCUGGGCACCUACCUCUGCCGCUGCAAAGAGGGCUAUGAAGACCAUUCUCCCACCAAGGCUGGCACCUCCUGUGUCCCUGCUCCCCGAUCAGGGAUCGUUUUCCUCCAGCAUGCUGACAUGCUGGUCGGGGCAGCCAUCGUGGCUGCCCUGGCGAUGCUGGUAGCCGCUGGUGCCAUGUGCAGGGCGGGCAGGCAGAGGCGCAGCCGCAGGAGGCUCCCAAGCCCUGAGGAAGCCCCGGGCAGGGCUGCGGAGGAGCCGGCGAUAGAGCUGCAGGACCUGGGGCAGUGUCUGCGCCUCGACCCCUUCCAGCUGAAGCUGAGGGCCAGGACCCCCGAGUGGCUGUGGGGGGUCCGGAGCCCCUCUGCCCAGGCAUACCAGCUGUACCUGGAGCAGUCCACCCCACUCUGAGAGGGCAUGAGGGACCUUCUUCCAACCCUUCUGCCAGCCUGGCAACCUGCGAGGCGCCUCCUGCCUUCCUUGGCUGCCACAGGCUGCUCGGCUGUGCCAGCCUCUCUGGUGUGCUUUCAGCCCAGGGACGUCCCGUCAGAGCCUGCCUCACCAUGUAACUUAUUUAUUACCCUGAUGUGCUGUGCAGAACGGUAAGCGUUAACCCCCACCCCCCUUCUUUUUAAAAGAGGAAAUAAAAAGUUUUGGUGCUUCA